GUGAUAUUUUGUGCUAUACUCUAGUUAUAACUUGUAUACAUCAAUUAAAGAAUAAAUUAUUUGGUUCAAGUGUUCAGCGUAACCGCGAGCUUUGAGAUUCAGUUCUUCGAACCUCGUUCAACCAGCAAGAAUGGCAGACUCAACUACAGUCUCGACUACCGUUCCCCAGAAGGGAAUCCCCGAAAAGGUUGAGUCAACCGUCCAGUUGACCCCACCCUCACCGCCAGCCACAUCGGACCCACUGUACUACAGCGCGGGAAGCAGUGAAUCCCAGUACCAGCUAAGGUUCAGCUACAGUGACUACGAUCUGUACCGGAGUGUGGUGGAAAUUACGUUGAAUGUGUCGUUUUUGGCCGCGACCAGCAACCAGCUGCGGCUGCUGAUCAGCUUCCGGGAGACGGAGCACUUUGUCGUCAGUACGGUGCUGGUGACGGCGGCGCUGAUUCUGCAGCUGCUGAUCGCGAUCAACGUGGUGACGAUUGCGAUGAAUGACCAAUUUCGGUGGAUGAAAUUAAAGGCGUUUACAUCGAUCGGAGCUAUUCUCCUAACGGUAGUCAGCAUACUCAUCCCCUUCGUCAUGAAUGCAGAACACUCAACCGUGGACUUUCUAGAAAUAAAAUCGCACUAAAAGUUGUA
Culex quinquefasciatus (southern house mosquito) is the source of this 636-nucleotide messenger RNA. RefSeq lists its product as uncharacterized. The record is from RefSeq and is a predicted model, not a curated record. The coding region runs from base 131 to 628 and encodes 165 amino acids. NCBI's taxonomy places the organism in Eukaryota, Metazoa, Arthropoda, Insecta, Diptera, Culicidae. Gene Ontology annotation, biological process: tissue regeneration; cell adhesion. Gene Ontology annotation, cellular component: membrane. The transcript has 3 exons.